Messenger RNA from Entelurus aequoreus (snake pipefish), 1706 nucleotides. RefSeq names its product mitoferrin-2-like. The transcript is spliced from 4 exons. Lineage: Eukaryota; Metazoa; Chordata; Actinopteri; Syngnathiformes; Syngnathidae. Gene Ontology annotation, molecular function: ferrous iron transmembrane transporter activity. Gene Ontology annotation, biological process: iron import into the mitochondrion. The coding region runs from base 117 to 1295 and encodes 392 amino acids. Gene Ontology annotation, cellular component: mitochondrial membrane. The record is from RefSeq and is a predicted model, not a curated record.
AUCCACACAUGAAACACCCGCCAAGUGUGGGUCUGACCGGCAGUAGUGCCGAGAAGACUCCGCAGGCUGAGGGGGUUUGUUUGUGGCUUCUAAGACCGUUCUCUUCGCCCUCCUAAAUGGAAGUGGACGGCUUCGUGUCCCGGCGAAGGUCCCUGGAAGCGCCAGGGGUCGACAGCCGGGUUGCAGGCGUUGCCACCGGGGCGGAGAUUCGAUGGCUGGGCGGCAGACUUCUGGGCACCGGCGGAGGCUUCGUCGGGGUGUUGCCGUCAAGAGUGUCCAGCGAGCAGAGCUUCGCCCCGGCGUCGCACCGGACGACACCCGGCAGCUCGUCGUCGUCGUCGUCUACCGAGGCGGAAGUGGACUACGAAGGGCUGCCUCAGGGUGCGACCACCGGGACUCACAUGCUGGCGGGAGCCGUGGCGGGCAUCAUGGAGCACUGCGUCAUGUACCCCGUCGACUGUGUCAAGACGCGCAUGCAGAGCCUCCACCCUGAGCCGGGCGCGCGCUAUCGCAACGUGAUGGACGCCCUGCGGCAGAUCGUGCGCACCGAGGGCGUGUGGCGGCCCAUCCGAGGCGUCAACGUGCUGGCGGUGGGGGCGGGGCCCGCCCACGCGCUCUACUUCGCCUGCUACGAGAAGAUCAAGGUCGCGCUCAGCGACGCCGUCUACCCGGGCGCCAACAGCCACUUUGCCAACGGAGUGGCGGGCUGCAUGGCCACCGUGCUCCAUGACGCCGUCAUGAACCCAGCUGAAGUGGUCAAGCAGCGCAUUCAGAUGUUCAACUCUCCUUACCGCGGCGUGCUGGACUGCGUGGGCGCCACGCUGCGCCAGGAGGGGCCGGCGGCUUUCUACCGCAGCUACACCACCCAGCUGACCAUGAACGUGCCCUUCCAGGCGCUCCACUUCAUGACCUACGAGUACCUGCAGGAGGCGCUCAACCCGCACAGACACUACCACCCCUCCUCCCACGUGGUGUCGGGGGCGCUGGCCGGCGCGCUGGCCGCCGCCGCCACCACGCCGCUUGACGUGUGCAAGACGCUGCUCAACACGCAGGAAGUGGCCGCCGUGCAGGUGGGAGGCGCCGCCGCCGCCGGCCGCAGCAUCUCCGGCCUGGCCGAGGCCUUUCGGACGGUGUACAGGACGGGCGGCGUGGGGGCUUUCUUCAAGGGUGUCCAGGCCCGCGUUAUCUACCAGAUGCCGUCCACGGCCAUCAGCUGGUCCGUCUACGAGUUCUUCAAGUACGCCAUCACCAAGCGGCAGCAUGAAAGGCGACUGCGUGGAGACCCCGACAAAUGAAACCGGAAGCUUGAAGCGUCUUCUCUCCAUUUCAAAGUUCUCAAUUUCCGCUGAAGAAGUAGGAGCGGUCUCGCAGCAGGUGGCGACCGACACGCCCUUUUAGUACGGUCGGGACAUGCUCCGGAUUACACUAGUGAGGAUAAUAAGCGCUAUAGAAGCUGUCAUGUGUCCAUCAGGAAAACAUGCUAAUGAAUUUAGCUGCCAUCUUUAUAACCGUCUUGACUUUAAUCUCACAGCGAGCGCUUAACAGGAAAUGACAUCUGGAUGAGCGGGAUGUCACGCCUUGCCUUCAGGUAGCCGCCACACAUACCAACGCACAACUCUCACUUCUUAUUCAAUCUCUUUAUUUUUUUGGAAACAGUAAAGCAGUGUUAAUAAUAAUAUAUAAAUGAAACUAAAAGGCUGCAACUA